UAUUAAUUAUUUGCAGAGAAUGCAAGAAAACUUGAGAAAGCUGAGAGAGAUCAACACUAAGCUGAGAAGAGAAAUCAGGCAAAGACUGGGUGAGGAUUUGAACGAUCUGAGCAUUGAUGAGAUGAGGAGUCUGGAGGAAAGAAUGGAUUCGGCUUUGAAGCUUGUACGUGACAAGAAGUACCGUUUGAUCGAAACAAAGACAGGAACCCAAAGAAAGAAGGUAAAAAGUUUAGAGGAAAGGUAUGGAGAUCUCCUUCAUGAAUUUGAUGCAAUUGCAAAAUGUGAAGAUCCACAAUACGUUUUAGUGGAGAAUGAAGGAGAUUAUGAAUCAGCUGUUGUACUUGCAAAUGGGGCUUCUAACCUUUAUGCUUUCCGCCUCCACAACGGCCAACACCCUACGGCUAACCACCACCCUACGGCUAACCUUCACCACGGAGGAGGGUUCGGACCCCAUGAACUCCGCCUUGCUUGAGUGGCGCUACGAGUCAUUUAAAAUUAUCAGUUUAAUCUAAUUAAUCUACUAUCAAACGUGUUUUUAUAUGUUCGGGUAUCAUUUAGAAUAAGAAUUUACAAUUCACUAUUAUCAUACAUAAAUUUAUGUUUUGGCUUAUGGUUUUGGAAAUAUAUUUGGCUAUCAUCUGUAUGCAUAUUUUGCUCUAUUGUCUAUGAAGCUUAUAAACCUUUGGUAUUUGGUUGGCUCAGAUGAGGGGAGCUAGCUUAAUAAAUUUUAUGAAGCAUAUGUUUCUGAUUAUUUUC
Molecule: messenger RNA, 756 nt
Organism: Jatropha curcas
Lineage: Eukaryota; Viridiplantae; Streptophyta; Magnoliopsida; Malpighiales; Euphorbiaceae
Source: RefSeq, a predicted model, not a curated record